This is a messenger RNA of Paramacrobiotus metropolitanus, 1738 nucleotides long. RefSeq names its product bifunctional arginine demethylase and lysyl-hydroxylase JMJD6-like. Bases 151 to 1413 code for a protein of 420 amino acids. Lineage: Eukaryota; Metazoa; Tardigrada; Eutardigrada; Parachela; Macrobiotidae. Gene Ontology annotation, molecular function: histone H4R3 demethylase activity; P-TEFb complex binding. The transcript has 7 exons. Gene Ontology annotation, cellular component: cytoplasm; nucleus. Gene Ontology annotation, biological process: phagocytosis. The record is from RefSeq and is a predicted model, not a curated record.
CAGUUAAAGUCACUUAAAUUGUUAAUAAGUUUUUGGAUAAAAAGAAUUGAUAAUUAAUUUGCAUUCGUAUAGAUUUAAUAGAAACUUAAUGAAACGCAGCACUUCUUUUAAGUCCAGCAUCAGUAAAAAUCUUUACGGCUGUUGUACGCAAUGGAGAAUGGAGAUUGCAAGGUUUCAGUGAUGAAUGCGAACCCCACUGACGAUUUUGCGGAGAAGUUAUGGAGCGCAAAAAUUGCUUCACGAUCUGAGCUGAAGACGCCCGCUGACUGGAAUGCAUUGCGCUUCGCAGCCAACUUCGAUAUUUCGCAAGCUAGCGUGAAGGAUAACGUUAGCAGGAUAGAUGCUGCCCAGGUGUCUUGUGAUGAAUUCAUCCAGAAGUAUGAAUCAACCUACACACCCGUGGUUAUUCGCAAUGCACAGAAGAACUGGCCAGCCGUAACUGCUUGGACCCCAAAGGAAUUAAUGGAAAAAUAUGGCCAUGAACGGUUCAAAGUGGGCGAGGAUGAUGACGGCUAUUCAGUGCGAUUUAAAAUGGAUCAUUAUUUGCGAUAUUAUGCCAACACGGAUGAUGAUAGUCCAUUGUACAUUUUUGACAGCAGCUUCGUUGAGCGUACCGGUGAAAAUGGUCUGGUGAAAGAUUACACCAUCCCGGAAUAUUUUGCGGAUGAUCUGUUUAAUUAUGCCGAACGGAAACGGCGUCCGCCCUAUCGCUGGUUCGUCAUGGGACCAGCCCGUUCCGGCACGGGCAUCCACAUUGAUCCACUGGGGACCAGUGCGUGGAAUGCUCUAGUGCAUGGCUAUAAACGGUGGUGUUUGCUGCCUACCUGUGUGCCAAAGGACCUGCUCAAGGUGUCCCGCAUGGAUGCACCGCGACAAACCAACGAAGCCGUGUCCUGGUUCCAGUAUGCAUAUCCCAAAACCCAGCGUCCGGAUUGGCCAGCCCAGUACCGAGCGCUGGAAAUUCUACAGCAUCCCGGCGAAACAGUUUUUGUUCCAGGUGGCUGGUGGCAUGUGGUUGUGAAUCUCACUGAUACCGUAGCCGUGACACAGAAUUUUGCUAGUGUGAUAAAUUUCCCCAUUGUCUGGCACAAGACCGCCCGUGGCCGGCCUAAAUUGGCCCGCCAGUGGUACAAAACCUUGCAAGAAUGCCGGCCGGAAAUCGCGGCCAUCGCCGACCAAGUGGAUCUGAGCAGUAACACCGGCGUCCAGUCGGAUGACAGUAGCAGCUGCUCUUCAUCGUCCAGUUCAUCCAGUUCCAGCAGCUCCUCGGAAAGUGACGGUGAGACGGAGCGCGAACCACCCAGGAAGGGCGGAAUGAUGAGCAAACGUUCGCGGGAUUCACCGGACAGCGGACAAGGCAGUCUGGAUUAUAAUGGGAAUCAUGCAAAACGAACCAAGGAGAGUGUGCUGUGAUAUAUAUUGCGAGGGAUAAGUUUCUCACAUGAUUGACAAUUGUGAGUGGUGGAUGAUAUUUCCUGUUGGACAGAUCUUUCACGGAUUGGAUUUGUUAUGGGUUGCUUUUGUUUGGGCAGCUUUAUAUUUAUAGCUUGAAAUUACGUUGAGUUUGAAACUAAAUAGACGGGCUUUCGCUUUACUUCUAAUACUAUUCUGAGAAUCGGUAAUUUUUGGAUAGUUCCUGGAAGGAACUCGAUAUUUAAAUGUGGACACUUUUAUAUUUUGAUAUAUAUAAUGUCAUUGCGAGUAUAUGAGAUAUUGGAUUGGAUAAAUGACAAAGAUA